UUAAACAUCUAGUUUCAAAACCGAAUAGGCUGUUUCAGGUCAAGGUUUUUAAUGAAUACAUAUUAAGUUAAUACGUUAAUAAUACGCUGUUGAAUCGGGUGUUUCAUAUCAUGUAUUGUGUAAAUCCUGGAAGUUUACAUUUUCGUUUUGUUCAUUGUUCACGGCAUGCACUUCUGGGAAAUCGACAGCGUCGGCGUUAAGCGCGUGACCUAACAAAAAAGAGAGAUCGAUCUCGGUACACAAUGGGUCGUGCACACGAAAAGCGCUCACUGAACCUGCAGGGAUUUCAAACCAAAACUCAGUCUGUCACGAUGCUGCGGGCAUUACUCUUGGUGACUCUGGCAUUUUCCUACGUAUCUGCCUCAGUGUUCAUAAGGAAGGAUGACGCGCACGUGCUGCUGCACCGCUCGAGGCGCGCGAACUCGGGGUUUCUCGAGGAGAUGAAACAGGGAAACCUGGAGCGCGAGUGCGUCGAGGAAAUCUGCGAUUACGAGGAGGCUCGUGAGGUGUUUGAGGACGACGCCAAAACGAAGCAAUUCUGGAUGACAUACAAUCGUCGUGAUCCCUGCCUGGACAAUCCCUGUAAAAACAACGGGACGUGUAUUUACAUGGAGAACUCCUACCAGUGCCAGUGCCCAGAAGGCUUCGAGGGGAAGUACUGCCAAGAAGUGUUUGAGGACACCCUGAAGUGCCUGUACCGGAACGGGGGGUGUGAGCAGUUCUGCAACGCCACUGGGCCACGGCGCAGGUGUGCCUGUGCUGAGGGCUAUGCGCUCGGGGACAACGGAAAGGACUGUGUGCCUCAGGUGCUGUAUCCCUGCGGUAAGAUCCCUCUGCUGUCUGUGGAGAAUCAGACAGCCCAAGCAACCGUCAGAAUUGUUGGUGGAAACCAAUGUCCCCGAGGUCACUGUCCCUGGCAGGUUCUCUUGGAGCACAAGGGCAAGAGCCUAUGCGGAGGGGUGAUAGUUCGGCCUGACUGGGUCAUCACUGCUGCCCAUUGUGUGCACAACAGAGACAUUACUGACUUCAAAGUGGUUGCAGGGGAGCACGACCUGAGCGUGCCGGAGGACUCGGAGCAGCGGAGUUCCGUUGCCCAGGCGAUCGCUCACGAGCGGUACGACGCGGCGUCGGGCGACAGCGACAUCGCGCUGGUGCGGCUGCGGGAGCCCGUGGCGUUCUCGGCGAUGGCGGCGCCCGUGUGCCUGCCGGAGCGCGAGUUCUCCCUGCGCGAGCUCUCCGCCGCGCGCCUCUCCACGCUCAGCGGCUGGGGCGGGCUGACCGCGGGGGGGAACGCCCCGCCCCCCGGCCCCGCCCGCCCGGUCUCGCCCGUGCUGCGGCGGCUGGAGGUGCCGCUGGUGCCCGCGGCGGAGUGCGGGCCGAAGAGCGGCGUGAACCUGACGCAGAGCAUGUUCUGCGCGGGCUACCUGCACGGCCUGCAGCCCGCCUGCCGGGGGGACGACGGCAGCCCGCUGGUCACGCAGUACCGCGGCACCGCCUUCCUCACCGGCCUGGUGGGCUGGGGCCGCGGCUGCCAAACACCCGGGUACUACGGCAUCUUCACCCGCGUCGACCACUUCCUGCCCUGGCUGCACGAGACCAUGAGCACCCCUCAGCCCCGCUCCCAGCCCCUCCCCCAGCCGGACGUGGGCCUCGAGCAGAUGCAGGUGUAAACAUGUACGCCGGUUUGCCAUGUGCUCAGGAGACGAUCUCGCUGAAUUGGAUGACGGAAGGAACACUUGCACACUGUCAGAAUUUUACACACAAACAGGAAAUAAACUGGCUAACUUCUGCAGGAACUCUCCGGAUCAUUGCCAUUCUAGUGUGUGUCCAGUCCUUUAUGAGACCACUGGUUCAAUUAAAAACGACUUAAAAGCUGAUGGUAACAUCAAUAAACCCACAGGUUUAUUUUAUACCUUGAA
Messenger RNA from Anguilla rostrata (American eel), 1919 nucleotides. Its product is annotated as coagulation factor VII-like. The record is from RefSeq and is a predicted model, not a curated record. Gene Ontology annotation, cellular component: extracellular region. The coding region runs from base 243 to 1670 and encodes 475 amino acids. The transcript has 8 exons. NCBI's taxonomy places the organism in Eukaryota, Metazoa, Chordata, Actinopteri, Anguilliformes, Anguillidae. Gene Ontology annotation, molecular function: calcium ion binding; serine-type endopeptidase activity. Gene Ontology annotation, biological process: blood coagulation; proteolysis.